AUGGCCCGACACAUCAACCGCCAGAUCCACUGGCUUACGCCGGUGAGUAUGGUUGGCGCACUGUUGCUCGGGGGUCUCUUCGCUCUCGGUCAUGAUCUGUUCUACGCGAACCUGGCGGGAACGGCAGUUGCGGCAGAUUCUUUCGAGUUGGCUGGCGCCGAGGUCUCAAGGCAGCAGCUGAACCUGGCGGCUGGCACAACACUUGCAUUUCUUUUCAAGAGCUCCGUGGUUUCCGCCGUGUCAAUCGCCUAUUUCCAGGCUGUCUGGCAUGUCGUUAAGGGUAGCAAACGCGACAUCGACAUCUCCAACAUGGACGUUCUGCUAUCGGCCUUGGGUAAUGCCAUCUCUUUGGUCAGCUUUUCGACAUGGCUGAAGGGGCCUCUACUUCUCCUUAUAGCUAUUAUAGCUUGGCUCGUUCCCGUCGUGUCCAUCAUCACCCCUGCGACUCUCUCGGUCGGCUUCGCGUCUCCUCCAGAUGCGUCUCUACAGGUCCCAAAUGUCGCAUUUACUGGACUCAGCCUCCUUCGUAUGAUGCCGAGAAACCCCGGUCGGGAUAUGACACCUGCGCCAUGUCGUGACCGCAACAACCCUAACCGUCCAACCGACUGCGACAAUGAUCUAACCAACUACUUGUAUAACGGGCCGAGUGAUGCUGUCAGCAAAGUAGUUGUCGCUACUGCCGCAGAGGGAAAUAUCAUUUCGGUAGAUGCGCCUGCUCCAAAUUCGAGCUGGAGUCUUGAGUUUCUGGGUCCGACGUUGCGAUGCGACGAAGUCACUGGAGAUACCAGACGCCGAAUUGAAGAAAGCAUCACCGACUAUACGGACCGUUAUUGCGAACAGGCGCCGGGCUACGUAGCUUGGACACCACUCAACAAUGAGCCCGAUUCUCUUCUGCCAUAUGCCCUUGUUGAAAAUAGCAAAAGUGGCAAAAAGACCGAGUUCGUCUAUAACGGGUUCACCAUAUUUGAUCGUCAAGGCAGAAAGGCAUGGGAGGCCGUUGAUAAGGGACAGAAUGACAGGAAUGAUUUGGUUCUUUUCAUGGCCAUAGUCCCGGCGGCACUCAAGUUGGGCUCGAGGCCUGACGAUAGAUUCGCAUGCGAAAUGGCCUCGAAGAGCAGGAGUGAACGCCGCAAGGCAUUGUUUGACUCGACAGCCUCGGUGCUACGCUGCGACCUCCGCAACUCAACGUACGAGGCACAUUUCAACGUCACCAAUGGAAACCAGCAGGUCAAACUAAAGGUAAAAGAGAUUGAAGAGAAACCGCUCGAUGUCAUCACUGGCGUCUGGGGCAGCAACCCAGACAGCAACAACACGAGCUGCACACCUCUCAACAUGAACUCUGAAUGCACCUUUGAUGCCUCUAUCCUUCGUCAUCUAUCUUACCAGGCUCUAAUGGAUGCCUUUACCGAUAUGCUCAUCGGCAGUUUGACCCUUCGCCGUCGCCAGGAGGAUGAUUCACUUGUCUUUCACGGGAACACGAGUGUCCAGAGCACCGUUCUUACAGCCACACCUGAGCUCCAGAUUCUUAGCAACCUGACACUCUUGUCGAAAGAUUUACCUAUACUCCAGAAGGUAGAGCCGGAUAAGCGUGAGUGGGUUUAUAAAGGACUGUGGAACGGACCUGGAGAGCAGAGAAACACGACGCUGAAGGAGGCACUUGAAGAACUCUUCCAGAAUAUCACAAUCAGUCUUAUGAGCUCGCCACUCCUACAGCCAAACAAACAUUCCGCCUUCAAGCCCAAAAACACAACCGUCACCUUCUCAACCAUGCAUCCUGUCUAUAUCUACGCCCGAAGUCGCCUCUGGCUCGCUUACGGCCUUGGCAUCGCGUGCUCUACACUCAUCGUAUGCAUCGGGAUGUUAGCAAUCUACAUGAACGGAGCUUCAUUUAGCAAUACCUUUUCGACCUUGCUUCGACUGGGGCGUGGGGCAAGUCUAAGCAGCGAGAUUGAAAAGGUUGAUCUCGAUGGUCAAGAUCCACUUCCUGAAUACAUCAAGGAUAUGAAGGUCAAGUUUAGUAAAGGGGGAAUACAAACUGAUGAGUACAUUCCAAUGUCGGAGGCUGAUGAGUGGGAGACGGAAGGGAGAAGACAAUGA
Messenger RNA from Fusarium keratoplasticum, 2097 nucleotides. RefSeq lists its product as uncharacterized. The record is from RefSeq and is a predicted model, not a curated record. The transcript is spliced from 3 exons. Bases 1 to 2097 code for a protein of 698 amino acids. Lineage: Eukaryota; Fungi; Ascomycota; Sordariomycetes; Hypocreales; Nectriaceae.